Molecule: messenger RNA, 300 nt
Organism: Haemonchus placei
Lineage: Eukaryota; Metazoa; Nematoda; Chromadorea; Rhabditida; Trichostrongylidae
Source: the annotation of a GenBank genome assembly
AUGCCACGAGGCACACCACCAGAUCUGACGCCAUAUUCGCUGGUCAAGUGUAACUACCGUCGCUUUGCCACAAACAUCAUGGAUGGAAAGUCUAUACAUUCUCGAGUGGACAGUGCAGCGAAUAACAGGUUUAUCAACGAGUCGACAUGGGAGUCGGUGGUCAAACCGCAGCUGCAGUCCCCGUCGCUUAUCGCUCACAGCACUUCAGGAGUUCGGUUCCAGUUCAUAGCACAGCGAAUUUGCACAUACAGCUUCAUAGUCAGCUCUGAAAACGUUUUGCGUCUGCUGUACUCGACGUGA